CAUGAACUGCAUCAGGUCCCUGUGACGGCACUGGCCUUUAGUAAGGACUAUCUGUUUGCAGGAGAAGGUCCAAUCUUGAGAGUCCACAUGCGUCAUGACAAUGAACUGAUCCAGUCAUUUAAUGUCUUCUCUUCGCAAGCUAUUCACGGCAUUGCUAUCCAUUCCGAUGGCAUUAUUGUCUGGGGUGGUCGUUUGAUCACGCUAUACACCUUUUCUCCAAACAACAACUGCGUCCUAGAUCUUUCCGAUUCUUUCCAAGCAGCCGACUGGAUCCUUGACAUCUCCUUCUCAUCCAGAGUGCCUGGACAGAAGCAAAAAGCCGCUUUGAUCACUGCUCACAAUGCUCUUCUUCUCUUGGAUCUCAACUGGAAAUCUGGUUUGAAAGAAUUGACCUCCAACUCCAAGUGCAUCCUUUACUCGGCCCAAGUCCACUGGAACAACAACGACCACAUACUCGUUUCAUCGGGAACUGUCUUCGGUGAUAUCAUUGUGUGGUCUUGUUUGUUGCAGGGAGACAGCGUGCCGUCUUCAGUGCUCCAUCAUGUGCUUAUAGGCCAUGAGGGCUCCAUAUUUGGCGUUCAGAUAUUCGAGAUUCCAGGAGUUGAUAGCCAGAGCGGUCCUUCUCGAUUACUCGCGAGUUGCAGUGACGAUCGCACAAUUCGCAUAUGGGACAUAUCAUCAUUGCCCGAGACCGCUACGAACCCACAAGCCGCUGCAGAUCUCACUUCGGCUAGAGAAACUGGAUUCGGUGCUAAUGUUGCAGACGUUCUGCCAGAAAAUGCAUCUGGCGCAAGAUGUAUUGCCAAAGGCUGGGGACAUGCAUCACGAAUCUGGGGUGUGAAGUUCAUCCCAUCCCAGAGUCCGGACGUACUCUCAUAUCUUGUCACAUUUGGCGAAGAUGCUACUCGCCAAUUUUGGAGCCUCGGCGAGACGAGUCCAGAUCAGUUCGCUUUGUCACACCUUGGAGGCUCUUGUUUGCACUCAGGCAAGAACAUAUGGUCAUGGGCAGUCCACCAGGACACGCCAGAAGAGGUCGUUGUUGCCAGCGGUGGUGCAGAUGGCAGUAUUGCCGUCGAGCCAAAGUCAGUCCCCUUCACCAGCGAGUCCGAUCACACCCAAAAUUGGUCGAUACUGGAUCUGAGCUCGUUGUGUCCAGAGCAACCGCAAUCGGGGCGUCAAGACAAGCUACGAAGCUAUGCGUUCCUGGACAAGACCAAUCUGAUAGUGACCACUGAUGCCGGAAACAUUUUCUUGUUGACAGAGAACGAUAAAGGCCAGGCUCAAAUAGACUGGAUCCGAAGGGAAGAUAAGCUUCUUGGAUAUUCUGUUGUGACCAGUAUACCGAGCUUGUCAAUUGCCUUUAUGGCAGGGAUGGACGGCUCGGUCAUGCUAUACCAAGGUGGAGAGGUGAAAGAACUGGUCAAAUCCACAAGGAAAACAGCAGCGUUGUUCGCUCAGCAGUUACCUUCUUCGGUAAGCGAUAGUCAGCAAGUCGGUCUUCUGGUUGCCAACGUCGAAGGCAAGACAGCUCUCUUCACAUCCUUCAGCUCAAGAAAUGCUAAGGAUGGUUCUCAAUCGACCGAGGACUUGAUGACAAGGAUACUAGCACUACCGAAAGGCUUUGUCAUCACGAGUUUCCUCGCCAUCAGUCUCGCUUCUGAUCAAGGCAUGAUGCUCGUCCUGGGAUCACGGAAUGGUUCGCUUGCAAUCUUCCUUGUGAACGAGAAGCCGGAGGACGAAAAAGAUCUGGCACAUCAGUACCUACUUGCGCAAGCUCAUGGCUAUGAAUCUGUGACUGAUCUUGCUUGGUACGCUGAACCUAGCUCGGCGGAAACCACGGGACACAUCUUCUCGGUGGGUAGAGACGGCACUUACUCCAUACGUCAUCUCUCGAGAUCAGAGGAAGGUAUCGACCUUCGCCUCAUCAACCAGACAACUCUUCCUCUGGGCACAAACAUCGAGGGCCUCUGUAUUGAUGAGGAAAGUCAACACCUGUUAGUGUGGGGCUUCCAUAGUCGUCAAUUCAUCGUCUUCGAUGCAACCGACGAAAUUGAGAUAAUGAAUAUUGACUGCGGCGGAGCGAACAGAGUAUGGAAGUUUGUCCCCGAGGGACUGCAAGGUGGACACUUCGUAUGGACCAAGGCUUCUCAGCUUUGCCUCUUCUCUCAAGCCCGGAACCAAACAAAGCUUCUGAACGCAGGCGGUCAUGGACGCGAGAUCAAGGCUGUGGCUGUUGCUCCUCAAAAUCCGACCAAGUCCGGCAUCUUGUUUGCAACUGGUUCCGAAGAUACUGACAUCAAGCUUUCCGCCUACCAUAAUGAGGGCAAGGUGCCCCACUUCCGCUGCUUGAAGACGCUAAAGAAGCACAACACCGGUAUCCGGCAGCUGGAGUGGUCGUCUGAUGGACACUACCUUUUUAGUAGCGCUGGAUUCGAAGAGUUCUUUGUGUGGAGAGUCGAGGCGGCACCUCUAGUCGAGCUGGGAGUGGUUUGCGAAUCCGUAUGUCUUGCCGAGAGCGAGUUGCCUGACCUCAGAAUCAUGAGCUUCUCAUGUAGAGAAGAAGCGGGCAAUUUUAUUAUCACAAUGGCACGUUCUGACUCAACUUUGCGGAUGUACCAAUACUGUCCUGGCCAGGAGAAAUCAUGGGCUAUCCUGAUGACUGGCAACUACCUGACCUCUUGCCUAACACAAUGUCUUCACAUCGAGGCCCAUGGUCAGGUACAAUCGCUCAUCACGGCAGGUACUGAUGGAUUUGUUGCUUUCUUCCUGCUCGAAUCCGGUUCAACAACUGCCGCAGCUGAGCCAAGUGCCUUGAAGUGGACUUCCCGUGCGAACAUCCACCAAAACACAAUCCAGUCUAUGAAGUUGCAUUGGUUCGAUAAUGAGACAUGUCUGCUCGUCACUGGAGGUGAUGACAAUGCAGUCGCUUUCAGUAUUGUAGCCUGGGGUGCGGCAGGAACGACGCCAAAGGUUGACACUGUAAUCGUUCCGCGCGCGCAUGCGGCUGCUGUCACCGGUGUCGAGAUCUUAGCCGCGUCUGGCCUCAGGAUGUUCAGAGUUGCUACCACCAGCAUCGAUCAACGAGUCAAAUUCUGGGAGAUACACUACAACGGCUCACAGCAUGGAGUUGAUGGUCUUUCGAUCAAGAGGAAGAAGGACUACUUCACAGCUGUCGCAGAUGUCUCAGGGCUUGCUACAUUAGACGAUUCAGCUCUCAUUGUCUGCGGAGUAGGCAUGGAUGUAUGGGCCUACCGCGGUUGA
Messenger RNA from Aureobasidium namibiae CBS 147.97, 3261 nucleotides. RefSeq names its product WD40 repeat-like protein. The annotation marks the transcript as partial. The record is from RefSeq and is a predicted model, not a curated record. The transcript is spliced from 2 exons. Gene Ontology annotation, biological process: tRNA methylation. Gene Ontology annotation, molecular function: protein binding. Lineage: Eukaryota; Fungi; Ascomycota; Dothideomycetes; Dothideales; Saccotheciaceae. Gene Ontology annotation, cellular component: cytoplasm.